This is a messenger RNA of Cryptococcus wingfieldii CBS 7118, 1935 nucleotides long. RefSeq lists its product as hypothetical. The transcript has 3 exons. Bases 1 to 1935 code for a protein of 644 amino acids. The record is from RefSeq and is a predicted model, not a curated record. Lineage: Eukaryota; Fungi; Basidiomycota; Tremellomycetes; Tremellales; Cryptococcaceae.
AUGUUGGCUACCGAGUCCGUGCGUCCAGCGUACCGGCCCGCUGGUGGCUCGUCUUCGUCCUCUAGAGGGGCAUCAGGGGCACAUGGGAGCAACUGGGACGAACAGAUAGUACCUACACUUAGAAAUCGGCUCGAAUCAGAGUCGGCAUACCUAACCAAGAGGCUGUCUUCCACGCACUUUGACGACGCAGCUGCUGCUGGUAUCGGGAUGGGUAACGUAAAUUACGAGUCCAGCUCGAAUCAUCACUACCAGCCACAGCCUCACCCCCAGUCGCGACCGAAACAAUACCCAUCGGCCUCUGGUGCCAUUCCACGCAGUAGCAGGCACCCACCAGCAUCUGCAGAGACCUACGCGCCUGCACCUCUUGGCUCUCAAGCCCAUCAGCGCGGUUCGCCGCAAGGUUCGCCCCAUGUACCAUCCCAACGAGCUGGAUCGCCCGCCACGACUUCUGCAUCUCGUAUACCUACUCGACCUCGCUCAAAGUCACAACUCUGCUCUAGACCAUCUCUGAAUCGAGGAGGCUCAUCGCCAGUGCCACGAAUGCCUUCGCCAUCUGGUAUACCUGUCGCUGCCAACAGCCGAAGCCGGUCGCCACAGCCGCGAGAUCCGCGCUAUGAGGGUGGUCUUUCACGAGGCUACUCUUCGAGACUGCCCGAUAUCGGCAGAGAGAGAAAGCCGUCUGGCCGGGGUUCUCCAAACUUUGAUGGGGGUCGAGUGACAGAGGGGUUCAUCAAGAAUGAACUGCCACCUUUCAAGAUGCAGGCUGAAGACGCUCUGCGUAUCGCACAGAGGGGGCAUGAGAUACCAGAGAUGGAGCAGUGGAAGGAGAGCUGGCAUAGUAGAGAAGCAGAGGAUGUGGAAGAGCCGCGUCAUGGGUUCUCGGAAGAUGGACAUGGUGGAUAUGCCGAGCCGAGGAAACGCGCAGUUACCAUGAAAGGUCAAGGGGGUUAUGGCGAUUCGAAUGGGAUUGGUAUAGGGCAGACAUCCAAUAGAGGACAGACUGGUACCCCAAAGUACCGUGUUGGAAGCUCGCGACCUGCCAACAUCUCUACCCCCAACAACCAAUUUGCCGGUCCUCGUUCUGCUUCCAUGAACAUUCACUCUGGAUCUUCUCCCCAUACACCAAACUCGGCACAGACUCUCCCAUCGUCCAAGUCUAGACUCGGCCUUGCUGCUCAUAUGAUACCACCCGAGAGCAGCUAUACACCGCCCAAGAAUGCCAACUGGGAUGAAGUAGUCUUGCCGACUGUCGCAAAGAAGAUGGGGAUGGGCGAUGAGAAGGGAAGUCCGAACCCGGGCGAAUUUGGUGAAGAAGAUUACGCUGUGGAGUGGGAUAGGGAUGGAAUGCCGAUCAGAUGGGCCAAGAGAAAGAUAGUCAGGAAACAGGCUUUGACUGAACAGGCCGAGAAUAUGAGUACCCCCAAUAAGCCAAUAUUUGUGCCCACUUUCGAAGCCUCGCCAGACAAUCCAUUCAGGCCCCCUUCGACCAACUUUGCCCAGCACUCUGACAGUAUCGAGCUCGGCGCGCUCCGUGGCUCUCAGCGGCAUGUCGAACAGCCAUCCCCUUCCAAGGCCGAGUUCCAGUCCCAGCCAGGUCCCACUCGUAAACAAUCGCUGCUUCGAAAAGUCAGUAGCCAGCACAUGUCGCAUUCAGCAUCUCAGAGAUCGCUACGCACGCAAAACCAAGCUGGUCGAAACGAUACGUUUGGCGGUCCUAGUCAAUGGGGUGCACCUCAGGCUCCGCCGCCCACGCCUGGUACAACGAAUCGCAUAACCGAUGCUAUAUACGAAAAGCAUCUGGGUAGUAUGGAGAGAUUCAACAAUGCGCAAGUUGAGAGGAAUAACAAGGUUGGUGGUGAUGGUUCAGGAGCGCCACCAGUAUCCAGCAAGGACGAUGGGAAGCAUGGGAAGGGCUGUGGAUGUGUUGUAAUGUAG